GGUUUUAUUAUGGUGGAGUUUCUUUUGAAAUCAGCCUCUAGCGGCCAGUCGAGGAAUUGCAGUUUCAGUCACUUCCUUAUUGGCUUCACUGGGGAUACCGGCAGGAGACUGACGCCUGGGAAGAGCAAGCUCAGGAAUGGUCCAAUGUCAGACAAUCAGGAAGCCCAAUCAGAUGAACUGCUGGCUCUGGCAAGCAUAUACGAUGAAGAAGAGUUUCACAGGACAGAAUCAAGUCAGAAGGGUGAGAUCCAUCUGUGCCUCGAGCUUCCUCCUGACUUCAGACUGCUGAUAAAGGGGCAGACACGUGUAGAGGUGGAUGUUUCCUAUUUGCCGCCCUUGGUUCUGAGUUUUGAACUACCCACAGACUAUCCUUCAUCAUCUGCUCCAGUCUUUACUCUGAGCUCCAUUUGGCUAUCGAGAGUCCAGAUCGCAACACUUUGCAAGAGACUGGAUGAACUUUGGGAAGAGAACAGGGGCAGUGUGGUUCUUUUUACCUGGAUCCAGUUCCUAAAGGAAGAGACUCUGCAGUUUCUGAACAUCCAGUCUCCACUUGAGAUCCAAACCAAUGGUGUCCAGCCUCAGUGUGAAUCUGCUGAGAGCCAAGCAGCAGCUGCUGCUGUAGAAGAGCUGGACCAGCGAGCAGUUCAAGUAGCUGAUCCUCACAGUGAUAUAUUAACCCAGCUGCUGGAUUUUAAUGAAGCUCAGAAGAAGAAGGUGUUUGAGGCCACAGUUUUUAGCUGUAAAAUUUGUUUUUCUGAGAACCUGGGCUCCAAAUGUGUGCUCUUCAAAGAGUGUCAGCAUGUGUACUGCAAGACCUGCGUGGAGGAGUACUUCAAGAUCCUGAUUAAAAAUGGUGAAGUGCAGUUUCUUUCCUGUCCUGAGCCAGAGUGCACCUCCCUGGCUACUCCUGCACAGGUGAAACUUCUCGUGAGUGAAGAAGAUUUUGCCCGCUAUGAUCGGCUCCUCCUGCAGUGGAGUCUGAACCUAAUGACUGAUGUUGUUUAUUGCCCUCGUGUGACUUGUUGCAUGGCUGUGAUGCUCGAGUCUGACCGGACCGUGGGCAUCUGCCCCUCAUGCCAAUUCGUUUUCUGCACCACCUGCAAACGAACAUACCAUGGCCUCUCCAUCUGCAAAGAAAUUCAGCUUCGCAUGUUGAAAGAAGCCAGAGAAAAAGAGCAAGAGUUACUUGAAGAAAAAGAAAGGGUUGACUAUGAAAAGCGGCUGGAAGAGAUAGAAACGGAGGAGACUUUAAGUGAAGACUGGGUGACGAAAAACUGUAAACAGUGUCCGAUCUGUCGCACUAACAUAGAGAAAUCGGAUGGCUGUAAUAAGAUGACCUGCUUUUCAUGCCAUGCGUAUUUCUGCUGGCUCUGUCUUGCAGUUCUCGGUGGAAAAGACCCCUACCUUCACUUCAGAGAUUUAGAGUCUCCAUGUUAUAACCAGCAAGGUCCUUGAUUAUGCACAGAGCAUAGUCAUGUUAUGAGAGAGAGAGUUUUAUUCAAUUCAAGUCAUGUUUAUUUAUCUAGCACUUUUACUAUGUAGAUUGUGUCAAAGUAGCUUAACAUAGAGUC
This is a messenger RNA of Danio rerio (zebrafish), 1571 nucleotides long. The record is from RefSeq and is a predicted model, not a curated record. Lineage: Eukaryota; Metazoa; Chordata; Actinopteri; Cypriniformes; Danionidae.